AUGGAGACAGGUCUCGAAAAAUAUCCCUUGUAAAGAGUCGGCUCGAGAAGUCGUUGGUUGUGCCAGACUGAUCUGAGUCUGAGCUGCAAAAAGAAGCAAGGAAGUGGCGUCGUCGAUUGGUUCCGUAUUGCUUUGGAGGCUGAUCGGGGCAGGGCAUGAACAUUUGGCGCGGCGGAAAUAGCGCUCACCGCCCAGAGACGCAGACCGCCGACCUGGAGUAUCUUGUGGCGUCGCCGACGGGGUUGACGGCACACCGACACUGUCGCGGCUCGACAUGCGCUGGCUCGCUCUCAAAUUACGGUAAGCACCUUUUUUUCAACAACUGCCCAAGCUGUUCGGCUCUUGGUGACGCUGGAAACGAGCAAAAACGGCUUCUCUACUUAUUUUCUAACUUUUUGUGGUUAAACCUGAUUCUUGAACUUGAUAAACUUGAUUCUAAUCUAGAAAAAAACCAAAUUUUGGUCGUUCUUGAGGGGAAAUCUGAAAAACCCUGAAACUUUUCUUUAUACUAUCCCAAAAUGAGUUGGUAUUUUGGCCUAAGUCAAUUCAAACUUGUUUCGGUCAGUAAAUGACCGUGAGUCUUUUUUGGCCCGUCUCAUCAAAGUUGAAAAACCCAAAUAUUUAUAGCUCUUGUUUGAAACCGAGAACUCAACUUUGGUUAAGUUUCUGAAUACUCAGAUCCAAGUUUUAUUUUUUCGAGAUUUCUCGCUUUCAAAUAUACUCUACCACAUGUGCCCAUCAUUCAAAGGAGUAUGGAAAAUGACAGGAACUUCACUUUUCACUCACUUUUCAGUUUUUUUUCUCUUUUUUCUUCUCGUUCUAAGCAUUACGAAAUGAAUAUUUUCUUUUUCGAAGGUCUGUAAAUAUCAAAACUCAAUCGAAAUAUUUAUAUCAAAAAAAUUUUAUACGACUUUAAGGGUUAUGAAUGUGCCAAAAAAAUUAUAAGCUUAAAAUGUAUUUUUCCAAACAUUAUGCUAUUAUUUUUCUGAAUUCUCUUUAAAAAAAAUUUUUUUCAACAACCAUUUUAUGUUAAUAUAAACAGAAACGAAGUCAUAAAAAAAUUUUUUUCGAUAUAAGAGAAGAUUUUUUUGACCGACUGAAGUGACAAAAUUUCUCGGAUUUUUUUUCGUUCACUUUAAACAUCAGCAGAUCCGCCAAGUUGAUCGAACACCCGCUCAUUUGUCCAGCCGUUCCGAAAGCCGUGGUGGCAAUACACUUUCUCGAAUUUUCUCAUAGAAUUACCUCGAAAGAGUCAACAACUGAGACGUUAUUGAGACGUGGCUGAAUUUGAGCUCAGACAUGCGCUUUUUAUCUAAAAAAAAAAGAAAAGUUUUAUUGGAAAGAAAACGUCGAUUUUCAUUGGUGCGUUUGUCGCGGAAACGCAAGAUGUGGUUAUUUGUGCUGCUGUCAAAAAGCUCAGCGGUUGGUUGGAAAUCCGGAGACACGAACCGAAACACACGAAUACUUUGGACUUUUGAACUGAAAAGUUUUCGAUUCCAAAAAUCUGAGAAAGUCGAAAUUGCUUGGAACGCGGAUCUCUCUCCAUAUUUCUAGAAGGUACUACUCUCGAUCCAAGGAAAUUUUAAACAAGCGUGAUUCCAGAGAAUUUUGGAAAUUAUGAAUUUUGUUUUUGACCUAAUUUCCUAUUCAAACUUUUUUUCAAUUUCUAAUUUCAAGAAAUUUUUUUAAAUCUCAGUAAACCCACUUAAAACUUUAAAAAAACCCCGGAGUUUUUUUGGUAAGACGCAGAUCUACCAAUCAAUUUUUAUGAAAAUGCAGUGGUGGCUAAGCUGAAAUUUGUAGUUAUAAAUUGAUAGAAGAAUCUUCUCAGUGAAAGAAUGUAUUACAACGUUUUCUCUUUUUCUCAGUUUUCUAAUUACGAAAGAGUUAUUUUUCGCAAUAAAAUAUUGAAUUUCCUAUGUCCAAAAAACUUCUCUAUUUGACUUUUGGAAUGGUUUCUGAUUUCUGAUUACUUUAGAAGCUGUUAUGAUAAAAUUAAACUUCUGUGGUCCAGGUCAAGUACAUUUAAUUUGGUGAAUCGCAGCUUUUUUAGCUCUAAUACGGAAGCUUACUAGAGAGUCAAUAAGUGCAGUUUUUGUUUUUGGUUUGUAUGUUUACGAAAAAGUGAAAAAUGAGAUUCAGAAAAAUGAGUUUGAAAAAAGACGAUUUUGGGCCGGAGGUCGUGCCGUUCAAUUCAAAAAUUCCAUUAGCGCUGGCUUUGUGCAAGUCUUUGGGAUGUGCCACUUUUUCUUCCUUUUUUUUCGUUUCUUCCGUUUUUCUUCCUUCUUCACCUUCCUCCGUCUUCUUCAUUUUUGAUGUACAGGUGCUGCAGCUUGGAAUUUCGCCGCCAGGCGAUUAUUUAUUCUCUCUGAGUGGGGGGCGUGCCUUAUGAUGACUUGAACUGUUGACCGCUUAAUUUCCUGUCAAUUUAGCGGGACUUGGCUCCGACUCAGAAAAUUUUUUUUAAACGUCUUCUUGCAGACUCUCAGUUUGGCGGAUCUUGAAAUUUUUUUUUGUAAGUUUUUUUUUUGGUACCCUAUCCAGUUUUUGCAACAGAGGCUCUUAUAACUUUCUAUUUUGCUCGUUUCUCAAUCAACAAUUAAAAAACGGAAUCGAUGCCAAUCAUAAUUGGAAUUUUUCAUUUUCCUCAACUUUUGAAAUCUAUUUUAGAAGGAGGUCGUGAAGUCGACAGAGAUCUGUCAAUAAAUCAUUGCUUGUGCAAGAAAACUUCAUUUUAAAGUCUAUGAAUUUUGAAAAACCCACAUUUAAUUUGAUUAAACUUUAGAAUAAAUUCUUUUUGACUCUAUCUAGUAUACGUAGAUCAAUUUUUUCAAAAACUCAUUUCCAAUAGAAGGGGAUUUUUUUACGCUACUCUAUUUUUUCAAAUGGGAGCUGCGUUAGAUUCAAUUUUCGCUGAACAGCGGCAAUUUUCAAAAAUCUUUUUUAUUUUUUUUUUUUGCAAUCACGAGCUGAAAAUGAGGGUCGUUUGACGACCUCCACGACCAUAUUUGGGCGUUCGGCUGCGAGGCUUUAAUGAGCCGUAGGACAUGAAAUCCUCCGACAGCUGGGCGCUUACACAGGCGUCUUUCCUUUGCACCUCGUCAUCGCCGCCCAAAACUUUGGCCCCAUCGCAGAUCUUAUCCAACUUUUCGUUUUCUUUUCUCUUUUCGCUCACCACCACGUGGUCGUGAACGCGACAAGGACAAAAGUCCAAAAGAGAAGGCGCAAAUGAUCUAUGGGCUAGUUUAAAAGUGAUGCGGAAAGUGUCCCUGCAAAGAACUGAUGAAUUCGGAAGAGAAAGAAAGAAGAAAGAAGGCGCUAAUUCGGGAAAGGCGUUUCGAAAUGGUUGUUGGAAAAUAAUUUGUUUGAACUGUUCGAAGAGACUUGUAUCGCUGGUCACGAUCAAAAUGUGAAAGAAGAAAACUGGUUGAACGGGUCUCUUCUGCACUAGAAAUUCUUUUUUCCACAAGAAACGCUCUCAUCUACACGUACUGAUUUUGGAGAAUUGUUUGACAUCAAUUUCCAACAACCUCGCUUCAGGAUGCUCAAACGGAAGUUGCAAGAUCUCACGGUGUGCUGUUCCUACCAAAUUGACUUUCUGCACCAGCGAGGUCAGAUCUUAUUUUGUUAUUUUUCUCAAAGUCGUUUGUUAUUUUUCUCAAUGUCGAUACAAAAUCGCUAAGGUUGAACAAAUUUCAGAGCACUCGCUGAAGGAGUUUCGGAAGCAGUACGAGGUUCUGGAGGAGAUCGGCCGAGGCGGUUUUGGCAUCGUCUACAAGGCGAUUCGGAAACUCGACCAGCUCCCCGUCGCCGUCAAGUUCAUCCAGCACAAGCACGUUCGAGAAUGGACUUUGGUCAGCAGUCGGAAGAGAAAAGGCGGAAUUCGGAGCGUUUCAGACGUGUCGACAACUGAUUCCUUCGGAGUUGUGUCAUUUGGAGACGUGUAAGGACAUCGAAGGCGUCGUUUCACUCAUUGAUUGGUUCGCAAAGUGAGUCCUUUUUAUCUGAAAAUUAUUAAUUCUAAAGCCGAAAUUUGAAAUUGAAUUCAAAUCAUGAACGUGAAAUUCGAAAAUGAAUUUUAUGUACCCGAAAAUGGAGAAUUCGCAUUUUAUAACGCCUGAAAUUUUAGUACUUUUUUUUACUUUUUUUUAUUCGAAAUUAAGAAAAAAAAAAUGUUUUCAAGCUUUUAGAAUGAAUAGAAGAAGCAUGUUCAAGGCGAGCUGAAUUCAGAGCAUUUCUGAUUUUUUCAAUUUUUGAAAAAAAUAGUGAACUUUAUUAAAAUCCCAACAUUUCAAGCCAACCAUAAUUUUCACUAACGAAAGCUAGAUUACAGUUCGAAGGGCUUCCUGAUAGUGAUGGAGCGGCCGGAAAACUGCAUGGACGUGUUCGACCUCGUGUCGCUUCACGGCCGUCUGGACGAAGCCACGGCGCGAAGCGUCUUCUCCCAGGUCGUCGACACCGUCUGCGAGAUGUUCGCCAAGCACGAGCUCAUCCAUCGUGACAUCAAGGUCUGAAGCCGCUUCUCUACGUCUCGCGAACAGGGAUUCCAGGACGAGAACUUGAUCGUCGACAUGGCCUCGGGCGAUGUCAAGCUCGUCGACUUUGGUGCGACGGCCUGUCUAUCCAGUGCUCUCAAAAAAGAGUUCCAAGGUGGGAAAACGUAAAUUUGAGCUUCUGUUGUGUUCAAAAAUGGCAUGCGAAAGCUUUUUCAUUUGCCGGUUUCGAAGGGAAAAAAAAGUGAUUAUCAUUUAUAUUAUGGAUCCAAUUAUUGAUAGGAUUUCAAAAACAAUGAAAAUAUUUUCGAAAACAGUGUAAUACGCUGAUUCUAGGUCUUUGCUCAAAUGUGAUCACAGAUCUUGCAGGAACGAGGUCGUACUGUCCCCCAGAGUGGUUCCGACAGCUGCAAUACCUGCCUCUCGAGGCGACUUCUUGGUCCCUCGGAGUUCUUCUUUUCACCCUCGUCACUGGUCAUUUGCCUUUCCGCAACGAAAUUCAGAUUUGCCUUGGCAGCGUCAAGUUUCCCAAGUAUUUAUCAAAAGGUUGGUCCUUUCAAAGCAUUUCCCAUAAAUAUGAGAAACUUCAGAGUGUUGUCACCUAAUCAAGUCGUGCUUGACGACGUCUACAUCCGCCCGAGCUAAAAUAGAAGAUAUCCGAUCUCACAGCUGGAUGUCCCAUUCGCAGCCUUCCUAUGGAAUCUCCUUCGAACAGACACUUCUACUGAGAAGUGAGAGAGGGAGGACUCGAUGGAGUGACCACUCACUUCAGAAAAAGAGCGUAUGAUGGACAAGAAAGAAGUGGAGGAGGAGCGAGACAUCAACGACGUUGUCGUGACGACGAGAGACUCCAGAAUGGUCGACACUCCGCCUAAGAAAAAGUCGCCACCAAGAGCCGUCACCGAGGAAAAGUCAAUCCUAGGUAAUCAGGACAUUUUCAUUCUUUCUCUCUCUCUUCAAACUAAAAAAGCGUCUGAACGUUGAACUUUUAAUUCAAACCUAUGCGAAAUUUUGAAAUAUCUUGGUACAAAGCAAUUUAGAAGGCAAUAGACUUAAUGGUUUUGAAAGGUUAAAAGUCAAAAGAUAAGGGAUUAAAGGUAAGUCCAUAGGAGCUUCUGAGACUAAUCCAGCACUCAGGCCAAAAUGGUGACUGACGUUGAUUUUCCACCAGGAGACCUUUCGAGGAGCAGUUCUCGCUACGACAAUAUCUCGGCCUCUUCUCUCGCCGACUACAUGUCGACGUACAGCGCAGAAGAAGAUCUCGUGUCGGAAUUGUACCAUUCUGCUUCUGAUAUUUCCUGUGCCAUGUAAAACAUCUUUCCAAUUGCUUCCUUUUUGCAUUUCUGCGUUCAGGGCCGCUGGAUCUAUGUGUCCGACGGUUAAAAGUGCGUCAGCUUACAAUCUGGCCAAACUUCGGAAGCGCUCCAACGUCUUCAAGUCGUUCGACACUGACCUCGACCCCGUCAACGAAGACGAUCAAGUACUUUGAACCGCAAGAAGUUUUGAUUAAUCCUUUUUUCAGUGCGGAGAGCACAACGUGAUGACUUGCUCGUCGAGUUCGGAGGAGGAAACGGUUCGAGAAGAACUGCCUUUGCGGGUGCGCGACUCGCAGGUCCAGCAGCAGGUGGCUCGGCUUUCGCGGCAUCGGCCUCUGCAGUUCGGAGAAUCAGCUUCAACUUUAGCCAUAUUUGAAAUCUCGCGGUGA
Molecule: messenger RNA, 6198 nt
Organism: Caenorhabditis auriculariae
Lineage: Eukaryota; Metazoa; Nematoda; Chromadorea; Rhabditida; Rhabditidae
Source: the annotation of a GenBank genome assembly